Messenger RNA from Trichomycterus rosablanca, 2466 nucleotides. Its product is annotated as protocadherin gamma-A2-like. NCBI's taxonomy places the organism in Eukaryota, Metazoa, Chordata, Actinopteri, Siluriformes, Trichomycteridae. Gene Ontology annotation, molecular function: calcium ion binding. The transcript has 2 exons. Gene Ontology annotation, cellular component: plasma membrane. The record is from RefSeq and is a predicted model, not a curated record. The coding region runs from base 1 to 2466 and encodes 821 amino acids. Gene Ontology annotation, biological process: homophilic cell-cell adhesion.
AUGAGGUUUCUUUGUCCCUUCAUGACCCGGAAAACUGGCGUUUCUCUGUGGCCGCUUUUGUUGCCCGUUCUUUUUUGCUUUAUCGUGACCGUUGCACACGGACAGGUUCGUUAUUCUAUUCCCGAAGAGAUGACCAGAGGAUCACUAGUCGGAAACAUCGUUCAGGAUCUCGGAUUGGAUAUUAAAAGGCUAAAGUCUGGUCGAGCGCGGAUCUUUACGGAGGGCAGUCGUGAGUAUAUUGGCUUGAAUGUGGAUAAAGGCACCUUGGUAGUACAAGAGAGAAUAGACAGAGAGGAGCUGUGCGCUCAAGUGUCGCCUUGCUCGUUACAUUUUCAGAUAAUUUUAGAAAGCCCAAUGGAACUGCAUCAUAUUGAUGUGGAAAUCUUGGAUAUAAACGACAACGCUCCAGUUUUUGCAAGGAAUGAAAUCAGUUUUCAGAUAAGUGAGCUGGCUCUUUCUGGUGCAAAAUUUUCUUUGGAUAAUGCAUAUGACCCUGACGUAGGUAUGAAUUCCCUCCAGAGAUACACACUUAAUCCAGCGAAUAUUUUUUCUUUAAAAGAAUCAACUGAUCAAAACAAUAUAAAACACGUGGAAAUGGUUUUACAAGCACCUUUAGAUAGAGAGAAACAAGAAGAACACACAUUAACUCUAGUGGCUUUUGAUGGAGGGAAUCCACAAAAAUCAGGCACUUUAAAAAUAACUGUUACUGUUUUGGAUGUAAACGACAAUGCGCCUGUAUUUAGUUUUCCUUUAUAUCGUGUUUUUCUAGUGGAAAAUUCACCUAAAGGCACGCAGUUGAUAACAGUGACUGCUAGUGAUAAAGACAAAGGAGCAAACGCUAAGGUGACUUACUCGUUUUCGCAAAGCACAGGAAAGAAUUUGGAAUUGUUUAAUAUUGACUCUGUCACCGGCGAAAUCACUGUUAACGGUGAUAUAGACUUUGAAAAAUCAAAACAUAUUCAAAUAAACGUUGAAGCUACAGACAUAGGCGGCCUAACAGAUUCAUCUAAAGUGGUAAUUGACAUAACAGAUGUUAACGACAAUGCGCCUGUCAUAAAUCUAAUCUCAUUUUCUAAUACAAUUCCGGAGGACUCCAAACCAGAGACUGUAAUAGCUAUUCUAAACGUCAAAGAUUUGGAUUCCGGGAAAAACGGACAAGUAAAAUGUGGAAUAGCUCAGGAGACACCAUUCAAAAUUAAACUAACGUCAACCAAUUUCUACAGCUUGGUUACUGCGCAAUUUUUAGAUCGCGAGAAAUUGUUUGAAUACAGAAUAACUAUCACAGCUAAUGAUGAGGGUUCACCGUAUUUAUAUACAAAUAAAACGUUGAUGCUCAAAAUAUCUGAUGUCAACGACAACGCCCCUGUUUUCCAGAGCUACUCCUACACUUCUUAUCUGAUGGAAAAUAAUUUACCUGGAGCGUCUAUAUUUGCAGUGACAGCAACUGACAAAGACUCGGGUAAUAAUGCGCGUAUUUCAUAUUUACUAGAAGAACAAUCUGUCAAUGGUGUGGCUGCCUCAUCUUAUAUUUCAGUUAAUGCAGAAAGCGGAGAGAUUCUUGCCCUUCGGUCAUUUGAUUACGAGCAAACGAAAGAGUUCAACAUAUGCGUAAAAGCGCAAGAUGGAGGCAACCCGCCUCUCAGUUGCAACGUGAGCGUAAAAGUAAUUAUUCAGGACAAGAAUGACAAUGCGCCUCAGAUUCUGUAUCCGGUACAAACUGGUAGCUCCGUGAUAGCUGAAAUGGUACCUCGUUCUGCAGAUGUGGGUUUUCUUGUUACUAAAGUAGUGGCUGUAGAUGUGGACUCUGGACAGAAUGCUUGGCUCUCGUAUAAACUGCAGAAAGCGACGGACAGAGCAAUGUUUGAAGUGGGAUUACACAAUGGAGAAAUAAGAACUGUGCGCCAAGUCACUGAUAAAGAUGCUGUGAAACAGAAACUGACCGUUGUGGUGGAGGACAACGGUGACCCCCCUCGUUCAGCUACAGUAAAUGUUAACGUGGUGCUGGCCGACAGUUUCCCUGAAGUGUUCUCAGAGUUCACUGACUUUACCCACGAUAAGGAAUACAACGACGACCUGACAUUUUAUCUAGCAUUGGCUUUAGUGGUAGUUUCUUUUUUCUUUAUUGUGUCCAUCAUAACUAUACUGUCUGUUAAAUGCUACAGAUGGAGACGUGAACGGAUGUUUAACAAAUUAGGCGCAAAUCUUCCAGUUAUUCCGUAUUACCCACCCCUUUACGCAGACGGAGGAACAUUGCAGCAUAUGUAUAGUCAUGAAGCUUAUAGAUCAACUGACUCUAGAAAGAGUCAUUUGAAGUACGGCAAACCUUCCACUGAGAGCGUCAUGAGUCUGGACACCAAUGCAACACAAUCACCCAAUCGUGCGCAGAAGGAGGAACUGUUUAGCCAGGUGAGAAUUAACCAGGUGAGAAUUAGUGCUUUGCUUCAUAUACCCGUCGAAUAUAUUUAA